Arachis duranensis is the source of this 4518-nucleotide messenger RNA. RefSeq lists its product as uncharacterized. Gene Ontology annotation, molecular function: DNA helicase activity. Lineage: Eukaryota; Viridiplantae; Streptophyta; Magnoliopsida; Fabales; Fabaceae. Gene Ontology annotation, biological process: telomere maintenance; DNA repair. The record is from RefSeq and is a predicted model, not a curated record.
AUGGACAAGGAAUUAUGCAGAACAGCAAGGGCCAAAAGGAAGGAAUUUCUAAUCAAAAACCGUGCUAAACAGUAUUCUAUCAAAGGUCAAAUUGGAGCUGCUAGACGGCCAGCUUUGAAAGAUAUAAGCUCUUCUCUCAAUGUGAUUAGACCUAUGAUUUUUGGUUCAAACUCUUCAUUUAAACAAGACAAUCAAGAUUUGAGAUGCAAAAGAGCUAGGAUUGGAGACUUAUUUUUUAGGGAUGGAAAUGUACAGAGUAGCAACAGUACAAGUAAAGGUCAUCACGAUCAGACGCAGAACUAUGUUUCAAAGAAAGCAGAUGAUUUGCAUGUGGGAUUGACAAUGCAGAGCACUUUGACUGCUAUCACAGCUCAGGAACCGAUACAUCCUAAGAACAUUUUCCCGAUACAUUCUCAAACCAAUGAUUGUUUAAGCAAUAGGAAUUCAUCAAUCUUGGAAGAAGAUCCUUUGCUAACAGCUGAUGAAACAUUAAAUAAUGGGGCUGUCAAUGUAACAGAUAUGUUGUUAGAGGGAAUCGGCGAGGAGACAGCGUGCAACAAUUCGGUAUAUACAGAAGAAUAUAUUAACCAUGGUGAAUGCAUCUAUGAGUGUGAAUUUUGUAAUGCUCUCUUUUGGUAUGAUGAAAGAAUUGGAAAACAUUAUAAUGCAACUAUUCCUAAGUACACGCUGUGUUGUAGAGGAGGUCAGGUUCAGUUGCCUCAACCGAAAGAACCUCCUCCUAUUCUUCAACGUCUAAUGUGGAAUAACGAUGAUAGAAGCAAGAACUUUUGUGAGAAUCUUCGAACAUACAAUAGCAUGUUUGCAUUCACAUCUUUGGGUGGUAAAGUCGACAAAGUCAUUAAUCGAGGCAGAGGUCCACCAACAUUUAUACUAUGUGGACAAAACUACCACCUUCUUGGCAGUCUUAUUCCCCCUGAAGGAUCAACUGCUAAAUUUGCUCAAUUAUAUAUAUAUGACACAGACAAUGAGAUAUCUAACAGAAUCCAAGUUGUAAGCAAAGUUGAUAUGCUAAUUGUCCAAGAACUGAAGGAGAUGCUUGAUAAAAAUAAUGUGUUGGUAAAGUCAUUUCGCAUGGUUAGAGACUCUUUGAACAAUGGCACUCAAAAAAAUGUUAAGCUUAGGCUUAUUGGAAAAGAUGGAAGAAGAUAUAAUUUGCCCUCCGUAUCAGAAGUGGCUGGAUUAAUUGUGGGUGAUUUUGAUGCAUCACGAACGGAGAGAGAUAUUGUUGUUCAAACCCGAAGUGGAUCUCUUCAACAUAUAACUGAACUCAAUCCAUCUUAUCUUGGAUUACAGUAUCCAAUUUUGUUUCCAUACGGAGAGGAUGGGUUUCGAGAGCAUAUACCACUUAAUCGCAUUAAAAGAAAGAAUGACAACGAAGAAAAGUGUGUAACCAUGAGGGACUAUUUUGCAUUUUAUAUUCAGGAAAGAUUCUCAGACGGUUCUCCUUUACUUUAUUCUAGACGACUAUUCCAACAAUUCAUAGUUGAUGCUUAUUCAAUGAUCGAGUCAUCUCGACUAAAUUACUAUCGUUUUCACCAGGAAAAUGUACAGUGUGAUCUCUACAAAGGUAUAUGUGAAGCUGUUGUGAAUGGAGAUAAUUCCGCAACUAUGCACGGUAGACGUAUAGUCUUACCAGCAACUUUUGUUGGAGGUCCUAGAUACAUGAUUCAGAAUUAUCAAGAUGCCAUGGCAAUUUGUACCAAAGUUGGUUAUCCAGAUUUAUUCUUGACCUUUACAUGCAAUCCUAAAUGGCCAGAAAUAGUAGAUCAUUUGUCUACAAGGGGACUAAAAGCUGAAGACAGGCCUGACAUUGUAUGUAGAAUGUUUAAAAUGAAGCUAGAUACCUUGAUUAAAGAUCUUCGUGUGAAUAUGUUAUUUGAAAAGGUCGUUGCAUUGGUAUACACUAUUGAAUUCCAGAAGCGUGGUUUGCCUCAUGCACAUAUAUUGUUAUUUCUUCAUGAAGGGGACAAGUACCUUACUCCUGAUGAUAUUGAUAAGACUCCUGAUGAUAUUGAUAACAUUAUAUCUGCGGAAAUACCAGAUAAAAGCGUUGAUGCAAAGUACUAUGAUGCAGUCAGUAACUUGAUGAUUCAUGGUCCAUGUGGAGCUUCCUUAAAGGAUUCACCAUGUAUGGACAAUGGUAGGUGCUUGAGGAAUUUUCCUAAGCGUUUUGUUGAUUCCACUUCUAUUGAUGAUGAUGGAUAUCCCGUUUAUCGCCGCAGAGACACUGGGAGAACUAUAAAGAAAUAUGGGAUUGAAUUAGAUAACAGAUGGGUUGUUCCACACAAUCGAAGUUUGUUGUUAAAAUAUGGUGCUCACAUCAAUGUUGAGUGGUGCAAUCAAUCUAGGUCAAUUAAAUAUUUAUUCAAGUAUGUUAAUAAGGGUCAUGACCGUGUUACUGCUUCUUUUUACCGCGAGGGGUCUACAGAAUCAUUAUGUGAUGAGAUUGACGAGAUAAAGAUGUACUAUGAUUGUAGGUAUUUAUCUCCAUGUGAAGCAGCUUGGCGAAUUAUGGGAUAUGAUAUCCAUUACAGGUACCCAGCAGUCAUCCGCCUACCUUUUCACUUGCCAAGCGAACAGAUUGUUUUAUUCAAAGAUCACGAAUCAUUGAAAGAUGUGGUCGAAAGGCCAACUAUCAAUCAGUCCAUGUUCUUGGCAUGGUUUGAAGCAAAUCGACCAACAAGUUAUGAGGACAUUCGAACAUACAAUGGUGUUGUUUACAAAUCAUUUCGGGAGGCAUGUUUUGCUCGCGGUUUGUUGGAUGAUGACAGGGAAUAUAUUGAAGCAAUUGAAGAAGCAAGCAUUUGGGGUUCUGGCGAAUACCUUAGGAAUCUAUUUGCCACUCUUUUGUUUUCUAACUCAAUGACUAGACCCCUAUAUGUUUGGGAGAAGACAUGGAAAAUACUCUCCGAUGGUAUACUUCAUAAUAGAAGAAGACUACUUAACCAUCCAGGACUAACAAUAUCCGACAAUGAGUUGUUAAAUCUCACUCUCAUAGAAAUUGAGACAAUUCUCAAGAGGAAUAAUCGUAGUCUAAUGGACUACCCUGACAUGCCUUUUUCUAACAUUAAUUUUGAGGAUGGGAUGUCUUGCGAUCUUUCAAAUAAUAACCUAAUCAAUGACGAAUUGUUGUACGACAGACAAGACUUAGGGUCAAAGUAUUUAUUAAAUCUUGCGAAGAUGACCACUGAGCAAAAGAAUAUUUACGAUACUAUUAUUAACAGUGUCGACCGGGGUGAGGGUGGCUUAUACUUUAUAUAUGGCUAUGGUGGUACAGGGAAGACAUUCAUAUGGCAAACUCUUGCUGCAUCUUUGCGUUCAAGAGGCCAAAUUGUAUUAACAGUUGCUUCUAGCGGUAUAGCCUCUUUGCUAAUUCCUGGCGGUAGAACGGCUCAUUCUAGAUUUGUGAUCCCUUUAAAUGUUGACCAAUUUUCAACUUGCAACAUUAGACAAGGAAGCCAAUUAGCCGAGUUGAUAGUGAAAUCUAAGUUGAUUAUAUGGGAUGAAGCUCCAAUGGUCAAUAAAUUUUGUUUUGAAGCUCUUGAUCGUACCAUGAGAGAUUUGCUUAAGAUUGUGAACUCCAAUAGUGAAAAUCUACCAUUUGGUGGUAAAACAGUUGUAUUUGGAGGUGAUUUUCGACAGAUUUUACCCGUAAUACCGAAAGGUUCGAGACAAGAUGUAGUUAAUGCAACCAUCAAUUCAUCUUAUUUGUGGGAUCAUUGUAAGGUGUUGAAGUUGACUCAAAACAUGAGAUUAAAGGGAUCUAACAACAUUGAAGGAUCUGAUCAAAGCUUAAGGAAGUUUGCAGAUUGGUUAUUGAAGAUAGGAGAUGGAAAGAUCGGUGAGAUUUUUGAUGGUAUUGGUAGAAUCAAAAUUCCAGAUGACAUCUUGAUAAAAGAUUGGAUUAAUCCAGUUGAAGCUCAUGUUUCUUACUUCAGUGCUGAUAUGGCUUGCAAGUCCGAGACACAAACAGAUGUUGCUGCAGCUGUUCACACCCCUGAAUUUCUCAAUGGUCUCAAGUCUUUCGGUCUUCCAAACCACGAAAUCAAAUUGAAGGUUGGUAUACCGAUUAUGCUUCUUAGAAACAUUGAUCAUUCUUCGGGUUUAUGUAAUGGGACACGUUUGAUUGUUACUCAGCUUGGGAAACGAAUUAUUGAAGCCAAAGUAAUUACCGGUAAUAAUGCAGGACAAAAAGUGUUCAUACCACGUAUGAACCUGUCCCCUUCUGAUCAUAGGAUCCCCUUUAAAUUUAAUCGAAGACAGUUUCCUAUAAUGGUUUUCUAUGCCAUGACCAUAAAUAAGAGUCAAGGUCAAUCGUUAUCUAAUGUGAGCUUACUUUUAAGGAAGCCUGUUUUUAGUCACGGUCAACUGUACGUGGCUCUUUCUCGAGUAACAACCAGACAAGGUCUCAAGAUACUAAUUUCUAAUGAAGCAGGAAAAGAGUCAACUGUGACCGAUAAUGUUGUCUAUAAUGAAGUUUUUAGAAAUCUGGAUUGA